GUGGAUUUCCAAAUAAAAUGUGUCUACGAUACAAUAGAUAAGUAAGAUGGUAUCUGAGAGAGAAAAAAAACCAAUACUGUAUUAAAAUGCUAUUCAUUGUCAGUCCAACGUUUUUGAUGCAGAUUCUCAACUGUUUUCCCCACCAACUGACAGAUGGUGACGCGUUGGCUGUGUUAUUUUUGUGAAAGGUUGAUGACGAACAUCCUGCCGUGGCCAUUAUGGUGCCUUUGAGGGUUCGUCUCAUCUUCACGUAAUUGUGUUUGUUAUCGACGCCGUGCCCCAGCUUAGCGAUUAUUCGGUCGGCGUCGUCACCUACUCUCGUUCGUUUGAGUUGACGUUUGAAUGCGAGCUUUUGAUUUGAUUCGAAAAUGACUCCUGGGUCCGUGACCCGACUGUGACGCGCCAGCGAGCGCUUCCCACGGUUCCCGAUGGCUCCUUCUCGCCACAUCCAUCGGGGACGUCGGAUUCCGUGCCGUGUCUACGUAGCAACGUGUCUGUGUGGUAAAGACUGAGGCGGCGUGACGGCCUUUGACCUGCUUUCGGCAUCGGCGGUCGUGAGAUGGAGAGCGCGUGGCGGCGCGUCCCGCUGGCAUGCUGCCGUCCUCGCGUGCUGGCGCUGCACGCUCUCUUCUGGGGCCUGGUGGCCCUCAGAGUGUUUGGAGCCGCCCUGUUGGCUGAAGACAAACCUGCAGCCGCCAAGGUCAGCGUCGCCCCCUGCUGGCUACUGGAGGAGUUUGUGGUGACGGUGGAGUGCUCGCAGUGCGACGCCUUCCAGACGACGAGGCCGGCAUGCGGCCACACGGGCUACAUGGAAAAGGUCAACUGCACCAAAUCCAACCGGGAUGAGUACAAAAGCUGCCGCUCGGCCGUCAUGGAGGAACGUCUCUUCUGGAAGUUUGAGGCGGCCAUGUUGUCGGUGACGGCGUUGUCGGCCGUCUCGGUGGUCCUGCGUCAGCGCCGGCUGGACCGGCUGGCCUCCGAGAAAGUCCGCCGGCAGAUCGAGUCCAUCUAGUGGCGUCGGCUUGCAAUUGAAACUCGCUUGCAAAAUGCUUGAUGGAAAGGAGCCCCCGCUGCUGACCCCGGAAUCCCCCGCGAUGUGGAGGAUGGCAUUUCUCAGAACGCUCACCACGACACGACUACAGUGAAACUCCCGUACAACGAAAUCAUGAUUGCGGCAAGACAUUUUUCACAACGGGGGGGUUUUCACUGUAGCAAAAAUUGAUCUCAGAUGUAAACACACACAAAUGUAUGUGUACUCUUUAUUUUUAUUCCAAUAGUAAGUAUGAGCACACACUUAUUUGACACUUCAUAUAGCCAGUGUAGAAAGAAAAAAAAAAGAACUCUUAACUGCUACAAUGAUAUUCCCGAGCUGAAUAAAGAUCACUCGUUUGAAUCCCAAAA
This is a messenger RNA of Hippocampus zosterae (dwarf seahorse), 1401 nucleotides long. It is a transcript of the gene jtb, whose product is annotated as jumping translocation breakpoint. The transcript is spliced from 6 exons. Gene Ontology annotation, cellular component: midbody; cytoplasm; centrosome. Lineage: Eukaryota; Metazoa; Chordata; Actinopteri; Syngnathiformes; Syngnathidae. Gene Ontology annotation, biological process: mitotic cytokinesis. The coding region runs from base 560 to 1012 and encodes 150 amino acids. The record is from RefSeq and is a predicted model, not a curated record.